Setaria italica (foxtail millet) is the source of this 2301-nucleotide messenger RNA. RefSeq names its product pollen receptor-like kinase 4. The coding region runs from base 1 to 1920 and encodes 639 amino acids. Gene Ontology annotation, molecular function: ATP binding; protein binding; protein kinase activity. The transcript is spliced from 4 exons. Gene Ontology annotation, biological process: protein phosphorylation. Lineage: Eukaryota; Viridiplantae; Streptophyta; Magnoliopsida; Poales; Poaceae. The record is from RefSeq and is a predicted model, not a curated record.
AUGGCGCGGCCGCGGCCGCCCGGCCACACCCGCGUCGCCCUCGCUGUCGUCGUCGCGGCCGCCGUUGUCCUCCUCGUGUCGCCGCCGCGCCCCGCCGCGGCCCAGGGCACGACGGAGGCGGACGUGCUGAUCGCGUUCCGGGACACGCUGCGCGGGCCGGACGGCGCGCUGCCGGGCCCGCUCCGGAGCUGGGGCACCCCGGGCCCGUGCAGUGGCAACAGCUCCUCCUGGUACGGCGUGUCCUGCCACGGCAACGGCACCGUGCAGGGCCUGCAGCUGGAGCGGCUGGGCCUGGCGGGCGCCGCGCCGGACCUGUCCGCGCUCGCCGUCCUCCCGGGCCUCCGCGCGCUCAGCCUCGCCGACAACGCGCUCACCGGCGCGUUCCCCAACGUGUCCGCGCUCGGCGUGCUCAAGAUGCUCUACCUCUCCCGGAACCGCCUCUCCGGCGUCAUCCCGGAGGGCACGUUCCGGCCCAUGCGCGGCCUCCGCAAACUCCACCUCGGCUUCAACGAGUUCUCCGGGCCCGUCCCGGGGUCCAUCACCUCGCCGCGGCUGCUCGAGUUCGUCGACGUCUCCAACAACAACCUCUCCGGCCCGAUCCCGGCGGGGCUCAGCCGCUUCAAUUCAAGCAUGUUCGCAGGCAACAAGUUCCUCUGCGGCAAGCCGCUGGACGCGGAGUGCGACGGCCUGGGGGUGCCGCGCUCGGGCAUGUCGACCAUGACGAAGAUCGCCAUCGCGCUCAUCGUCCUCGGCGUGAUCCUCUGCGCCGUGGGCAUCGCCACGGGGGUUCUCGGCCGUCGCCGGCAGAGGCCGAAGAGGCGCGCGGCCGCCGAGGCGCUCGGCGGCGGCGGGGACCAGACGCCCUCCAACCCGAAGCUCAACACCGCGCCGGCCGUCAACAUCGAGAACGCCGCCAGCACGAGCCAGCCGCGCGCCGCCGCCGCCGGCGGCGCGGCCGGGGGUGCCGCCGCGGCGAAGCGGCAGCGGCGAGACGAGCACGGGCGGCUGGUGUUCAUCCAGGAGGGCCGCACCCGGUUCGAGAUCGAGGACCUUCUCCGGGCGUCGGCCGAGGUGCUUGGCAGCGGCAAUUUCGGGUCGUCGUACAAGGCGACGCUCUGCGACGGGCCCGCCGUGGUUGUGAAGCGGUUCAAGGACAUGAACGGCGUCGGCCGGGAGGACUUCUCGGAGCACAUGCGCCGCCUCGGCCGCCUCGCCCACCCCAACCUCCUCCCCCUCGUCGCCUACCUUUACAAGAAGGAGGAGAAGCUCCUCGUCACUGACUACGUCGUCAAUGGCAGCCUCGCCCAGCUCCUCCAUGGCAAUCGAGGGUCGCUGUUGGAUUGGGGGAAGCGGCUGCGGAUCAUCAAGGGCGCGGCGCGGGGGCUGGCGCACCUGUACGACGAGCUGCCGAUGCUGACGGUGCCGCACGGGCACCUCAAGUCGUCGAACGUGCUGCUCGACGGCGCGUUCGAGGCGGUGCUGUCGGACUACGCGCUGGUGCCGGUGGUGACGUCGCAGAUCGCGGCGCAGGUGAUGGUGGCGUACAAGGCGCCCGAGUGCAUCGCGCCGCAGGGGAAGCCGUCCAAGAAGAGCGACGUGUGGAGCCUGGGCAUUCUCAUCCUCGAGGUGCUCACCGGCAAGUUCCCGGCGAACUACCUCCGGCAGGGGCGGCAGGGUGGCGACCUCGCCGGGUGGGUGCAGUCCGUCGUCACGGAGGAGCGCACCGGCGAGGUGUUCGACAAGGACAUCACGGGGGCCAGGGGAUACGAGGCCGACAUGGUCAAGCUUCUCCAGGUUGGCCUGGGAUGCUGCGACGCCGACGUCGACCGGAGGUGGGACCUCAAGACGGUCAUCGCGCGCAUGGACGAGAUCCGGGACCCCGAGCCCGCCGCCGCCGACUCCUCGUCGUCGUCGUCCUAGGCGAGCAGCACAUACACCCGCGUAACUAACCAAGAAAAUCCCAGUGAUCGAUCAGCGCCGUGCGUGUAUGCAAGGGAUGCAGCCGAGACGAUGAUUUACGUGGCAAGCUAAGCAUGCACAUGCAUAUGGCUGGAUUAUUGGAUCGUGAACUAAAUUUGGAUGCGUUGAUCGACUGAUCGAAUUGAUGAACAAAUACAAUUGAGAAGAUGGGAUAGAUCAUGGUGGUGCGGUUUCUGAUAUGGUUCAUGGGGAAUUUCGAUCGUGUAAAUUGGCUUAGCUUAAUUUGUCAAAAGGGAUAAAAGGGUGCUAGUGUGUAAGGUACUUUUAAUACGUUUUGUUCUAUAUUGUGCCUGUUAUUCGUACGAAUUCUUACAUAUCAUA